ACAUGUCUCUUUUUGAAUUAUGGUUUUCUCAGGGUAUAUGCCCAGUAGUGGGAUUGCUGAGUCAUAUGGUAGUUCUGUUUUUAGUUUUUUAAGGAAACUCCAUACUGUUCUCCAUAGUGGUUGUAUCAAUUUACAUUCCCACAGUAGUUCUGUUAAUAGUGUGAUAAUGGGACUGGAAUUUAUAGCCACUUUCUGCCCCUAUUAUGAGAUAUGCUUUUUUUUUCCCCAGAAGAUUAGAGGGAGAGUCCUUUACUGACCUAAUAACCUCACAGUACAUCUUUAGAUGAGACCAGUUGUAGGGAAUAUAUAAAUAAUAAUUAAUUGCCUUAACUCUUUUACCUUAUACCCUAUCAUUUUGUGCUCCCUGAUGGGUUUCUUUUUUCAGGUGGACAAUGUGAUAGUUCUGUUGUAGAGAGAUUUUUUGAUGUGCUCUAUAAGGGCUUAUGGAAUAAUAUAUUCUGGGCCAAAAACUAAAUCUAUCUUACUUACGUCAUACAAACUGAUGUCUGUGUGACGAUAGUUCACAUGGAAACAAAAUAUUAACGUAAAUGUCUCCUAACAGAAAUUCUUAGAAACUCCCAUUGUUUAUGGAAGAUGUUACUUAGUAAAAAAUUAGUCUUUUAUAUUCAAAAAUAAAUUUUCAGUUGUAUGUCUAAACAACUAGUAAAAAAAUAUUUGCAAUUAAACUACCAUUUGCCGCAUAGGAUUUUAUAAUCAGUGCAAACUGGAAAACUUGCUCCUUCACAUUUUUUUCUACCACUUUACAGUCAUAUUCAGAUUUUGUUACAUAUCAGAAUCUCAACUGUUCUCACAGCUUGGUCCAUGCAAUAUUUUGUUAUCCUCAGUUAAAUAUGAGAGUAUGUUCUUUCAGGGAUUUAUUAACAAUUUAGCCCUUUUCAGGUUUAAAUCCAGAAACAAUAUCCUAUUGCACAAUUUGGGGGGAUAAAAAUACUAGAGUAAACAAAUAUUUUGAGGGUCUACUAUGUGCAAGAAGACAAACAAAACAAAAACUUGUAGAAGUAUAAGUGUAGGGCUAUGUCUUACAAACAAUGAUGUCCUUCAAAGCGUUUACAAAUGCUUUUAAAGAGGUGGGACAUAUACAUAUGUAAUUCAUAAUUCCCAAGUAAAAUUCAUAAAGCAUAUUAGUAAUCAGCAUAAACAAAAAGUACUUAAGUCAAGGAAGGACUAGAUGACCAUAUAGUAUUGUACUGUGUACUCAGUCAAUUGAUUAAUUGUCAUAUAAGAGAAGCUUUAUGAAAGAGGUAGAUUGUGAUCUAUACCUUAAGGGGUGGACAGGACUUGGAAAAAUGGAAAGGACUUGAUAGAGCUUCCCAGAUGAAGGGAAUAAUGUGAGCCACGAUGGGGGUGAGCACAGCGUAUUCUCGAGAUAGUGAUGAUGUGGCUGGCCUGAUGAAGUUAAGGGUUUAAACUGGGGAGUAGUGGAAUCAAGCUUUGUAAGUAGGAUUUGGCCAAUUUAUGGACGGGUUUGAAAGCUAAUCAAUGGAAUUUGAAUUUCUUCCAGGUACCUCUUAGGAGCAAGUAAAGGGAAGUGAUGUCAAGAAAAUGCUGUUUGGGGAGGAUGAAAGCCAUGGCUCUAAAAGGACAAGAAGAUUAUAUUUACCUUUUCAAGGAUUCGACACAUCCAGUGGAUUUUCUGGAUGCAUUCAAAACAUUUUACUUGGAUGGAUUAUUUACUGAUAUUACCCUUCAGUGUCCUUCAGGCAUAAUCUUCCAUUGUCACCGAGCUGUUUUAGCUGCUUGCAGCAAUUAUUUUAAAGCAAUGUUCACAGCUGACAUGAAAGAAAAAUUUAAAAAUAAAAUUAAAAUCUCUGGCAUCCAACAUGAUAUCUUGGAAGGCCUUGUAAAUUAUGCAUACACGUCCCAAAUUGAGAUAACUAAAAGAAAUGUUCAAAGCCUGCUUGAAGCAGCAGAUCUGCUACAAUUUCUUUCAGUAAAGAAAGCAUGUGAGCAGUUUUUGGUAAGGCACUUGGAUAUUGAUAAUUGUAUUGGAAUGCACUCCUUUGCAGAAUUUCACGUGUGUCCAGAACUAGAGAAGGAAUCUCGAAGAAUUCUAUGCUCAAGGUUUAAGGAAGUAUGGCAACAAGAAGAAUUUCUGGAAAUAAGCCUUGAAAAGUUUCUCUUUAUCUUGUCCAGAAAGAAUCUCAGUGUUUGGAAAGAAGAAGCUGUCAUAGAGCCAGUUAUCAAGUGGACUGCUCAUGAUGUAGAAAAUCGAAUUGAGUGCCUGUAUAAUCUACUAAGCUAUAUCAACAUAGAUAUAGAUCCAGUGUAUUUAAAAACAGCUUUGGGCCUUCAAAGAAGCUGCCUGUUAACCGAAAAUAAGAUCCGAUCUCUCAUAUACAAUGCUUUGAAUCCCAUGCAUAAAGAGAUUUCUCAGAGGUCCACAGCCACAAUGUAUAUCAUUGGAGGCUAUUACUGGCAUCCUUUAUCAGAGGUGCACGUAUGGGAUCCUUUGACAAAUGUUUGGAUCCAGGGAGCAGAAAUACCAGAUUACACUAGGGAGAGCUAUGGUGUUACAUGUUUGGGACCCAAUAUUUAUGUAACUGGAGGUUACAGAACGGAUAACAUAGAAGCUCUUGACACAGUGUGGAUCUAUAACAGUGAAAGUGAUGAAUGGACAGAAGGUUUGCCAAUGCUCAAUGCCAGGUAUUACCACUGUGCAGUCACCUUGGGUGGCUGUGUCUAUGCUUUAGGUGGUUACAGAAAAGGGGCUCCAGCAGAAGAGGCCGAGUUCUAUGAUCCAUUAAAAGAGAAAUGGAUUCCUAUUGCAAACAUGAUUAAAGGCGUGGGAAAUGCUACUGCCUGUGUCUUACAUGAAGUUAUCUACGUCAUUGGCGGCCACUGCGGAUACAGAGGAAGCUGCACCUAUGACAAGGUCCAGAGCUACAAUUCAGAUAUCAAUGAAUGGAGCCUCAUCACCUCCAGUCCACAUCCAGAAUAUGGAUUGUGUUCAGUUCCAUUUGAAAAUAAGCUCUAUCUAGUUGGUGGACAAACUACAAUCACAGAAUGCUAUGACCCUGAACAGAAUGAAUGGAGAGAGAUCGCUCCCAUGAUGGAAAGGAGGAUGGAGUGUGGUGCCGUCAUCAUGAAUGGAUGUAUUUAUGUCACUGGGGGGUAUUCCUACUCAAAGGGGACAUAUCUUCAGAGCAUUGAGAAAUAUGAUCCAGAUCUUAAUAAGUGGGAAAUCGUGGGUAAUCUUCCAAGUGCCAUGCGGUCCCACGGGUGUGUUUGUGUGUAUAAUGUUUGAUUAAGUCCAUAGAGAUGACCAAGUAAUCACUGUUUCAGGGUGUAGUGAAAAAGAAUGUAGGGUUUUUGGAGUGUCUUACUUGUUAUUGUGGCCUGGCACACGUUAGGUAAAUUCUCAUGCCUAACCCCCACUCUACACCCCAACCCUGUGAUUAAUGGUCAAGAAACAUCUUAUGUAUAUUUACAGUUGAAUCAGUGGGGUUACUACCUUUAAUCUCUGCUCAUCAGAGGUGAUCUGGAACACUGGACACUUGGUAAAAGGUGAAACGUCUUUGCAGUGAAUUUUUAUCUCCUGGUAGCAUCAACACUGGGUGUAGGUCAAAAUCAUUCUGUGGAGUGAAAUAUUUCUUAUGACAGUGUAAUAGUGUACAUUAAUGUAAUGUAAUAGUGUACAUUAAAGUUCCAUUUAGCUAACAAGGAAUUUGAAAUAUAAAGAGGGAAUAUUCUCUACCUCUACAAAAUCAAUGCUUAAAAAUUUUUUUUUACCUUUAGAAUUAUUUAGAAUGGACUUAAGUCUAGCGUUUUUCCUUUGUAGUGUAUAUUAUUUAUAGUUAUGAUUCUUUAUUUACUGACUACCAGAGAUAUACAAGAUGUUGUGCAAAAGAGUAUUACUAUUCAGAGUUUACAAACUAAAUUUAAAAGAAUGGAAAAUCUGAAAAAUUGCAGAGGAAAGAGUUGAAUAUUUGUUGAUCCUAAGAGCUAUUUUUAACUUUCAGCUUUGAUAUAAAUUGCUAGUUUAGGUGUCUUUAAGCAUAUCAGAAAAUCCUCUUUAUUCAUAAGUAUAGGUACUUGUCUGCAUGUGAAAUUGAAAUUUAGAGCCAGAAAGCAUGUAGAACAUUGUGAUACAGUAGAAAAUACAUUGAUGAGAAGAAAUUUGAAUUCAGUUUCCACUAACUAGAUUUUGUGACUUGGAUUGAGUCACCUAACCUCAGUUAGAACUUCCCUUCCCAUGUACACUGGCUCUUUGGGUGACAGAUGUGCCUAGAUAUGGAUCCCCACAGCUCUUAGAGUAGCCAGAGGUGGCCUGGGUAGCUGAAGCUUCAGGGCCAGAAACAUCUUUGUUCAUUUUCUCCAGUGUGCCUACCAUAUCACUUUCCAUGUGUGCCGUAACUUGACAAAAGUUAAGAAGCGUAGCUUAAGUUAACUCAGCUAAACUUUUAGUAAUCUGUUAGAUCAUCUACCCACACUCUUCAUUUUUUAAGAGACAAUAAUUAUUUUUAACUUUUAAGUAUGUAAGUGUAAAACUACCUAAUUUUUAUGAGUUAUUUUUAAAUUUUAGAAAGAACCUGUUUAAUACAUUCGUUUAAGAAGGCAUUUUAAACAGAUACAACCCUUUGGGAACACAAUAUAGCACUACAUAGAAAGCCAUAAAAAUGACCAUAUUUUUUCCUCAUAAAUUCUACUCCUUGAUUUGUAACCUAAAGAAUAACAUACAAACAAAACAAACAAACAAAAAGGUAAAUGCAUGAGGUUGUUUAUGUCUGCAUUAUUUACAAUAGCGAAAAAUUGGAAAUAAUCUAAAUGGCAAAGAAGAAAGUGGGCUAAUAAAAAGAGUGAAGCCUUAUACUGCCAUUAAAAAAAAUUGUUUGGAAGACUGUAGAAACAUGGGCAUGUCUGUGAUAUGGUAAGUAAAAUAAGCACAAUAUAAAAUGGUAUGAACACUAUCAUUGUGUCUGUAAAAUCUUUAUGCAUGUGGAAAGUAAUAUACAGAAGUGAAAUUCAUUGUGUUAGUGUAGGGGGUUAUGGAAUGAUUUUUAAAUUAUUUAAAUGUUUUCCUUUAAUAUUACUUUGUAUUUUCAAUAAAAAUAAAUAAAUCAUUGCAUACGUGGUAAAGCUGCUUGAAUUUGGGCCAGUUGAAUUGAAGAACAAUUGAGUUUCUGAAUUAGUGAAGCAACUGAAUUACACAGUAUUUCAGUCUGUACUUGAAUUACAGAAUAUUUUAUUGCUCUCAAGAACAUUUGCAUUUAAUGCUGAACCAGUAAUAUGUUAUCCAGUAGGGCUUUAGAGAUCUCUUUUAUGAAUGAAUGAGAACAAUUGGAAUCACUUUUGCCUCCUUUCUGCUUAUCUAGGUCCUAUAAAGUCCAGCCUCUGGAAAUUCUUUCCUGACUGUUUCAGCCACAGUAAAACUUUCAUUGUCACAUUUAAAGAAUUUAACAUUUAUAUAUGCAUGUUACGUCUCUUGGCUAAUUUUGAGAUCAUGGAUCCCAUCUUAUUCUUAAGGAUCUUGAAAAUAGUUUGUGAUCUCAGGCAUUUAAUUUCCAGCUCCUAUUUUCUAUAAAAUUCUUUUUUUGUUCUUGAUAUAUACACGCAAGAAAGAAUUAAGAAAGGUAAACAUUUCGGUCAGAAUUAUUCCAAGUUCCAAAUCACUGUUGUAUGAAUGAAAAAUAUUUUACUAUAAUUAAAUGCAGGCCAUUGCUUUGGGAGGGCAAACACUAUUUUACAAAAUAAUUAAAGUUGUGGAGAUGAUUUUAAGUAUGACUUAAUUAAGAGGACUCUAAGUGUCCACAUUUUGAAAGUUGCUGUUUCUCAGAAGUCUUAUUUUUAGUUUUUAGCUACAACUGAAAUAGGAUCAAUAUCUAGGGUACUUGCUUAAAGGCACAUUACCCUUUAUUUUCAUAUGCAUAGAAAAAAGUUUUAGGUCUCUUAAUCUAUAAGUUCCCCAUCCAUCUUUUCUUUUUUUAACUCCUUGCAAUUUAAUUGUUGAAGAAGCUACAUCAUUCAUUCUGCUUUCCCAGAGUUGAGAUUUUACUGAUUGUGUUCCUAUUGUGUAGUUUAGCACGUUCCUCUGUCCCCUGUGUUUCCUAUAAGUUGGUAGUUAGAUCCAGAAGCUUAAUCAGAUUCAGGUUUGAUUUUUUUUUUUUUUGGUCAAAAUUACUUCACAGGUGGUGGUGUGUUCAUUCAUCAAAAGACAUAAUUGUCUCUUUCUGAUGUUGGCAGCCAUAGAUGCUCAACACCCAGAUCCUUAAUUCACUAGGGAUUGCAAAAUGGUGAUUUCCAAUGCUCUCUCUUCUUGGUGGAUUUGUUGAAAUACCUCUAUAAAGAAAAACCUUCCUUCACUUACUAGUUGUUUACCCAGAGUUAUAGUUUGUAUAGGAAAGGUAGAAGAAGUGCUUGAUUCCUAACUUUAUGUACCAGUUUGCAAAAUGAAUAGUUGUUAGCAUCCUUCAAAGGUGAUUUAUUAGAUUUAUUGUUUUUUAUUUUUAAAAAUAUUUAUUUAUUUUUGGCCGUGUUGGGUCUUUGUUGCUGCACACGGGCUUUCUCUAGUUGGGGCGAGCAGGGGCUACUCUUCAUUGCGGUGCGCGGGCUUCUCACUGCAGUGGCUUCUCUUGUUGCAGAGCACGGGCUCUAGAUGCACGGGCUUCGAUAGUUGUGGCUCAUGGGCUCAGCAGUCGUGGCUCGCGGGCUCUAGAGCGCAGGCUCAAUAGUUGUGGCGCACGGGCUUAGUUGCUCCAAGACAUGUGGGAUCUUCCUGGACCAGGGCUCGAACCCGUGUCCCCUGCAUUGGCAGGCGGAUUCUUAACCACUGCGCCACCAGGGAAGUUUCUUUUUGUUUCUUUUAAAUUGUUUUGAACUCAUGGAUUUAAAUGUACUUGGCGUCUUUCAGUCCAUUGCAGUUACUCUUACUGAUGCUCCGUUUAUCAUCUUGAACCAGUGAAAGGCUCUGCAGAGUGCUUCCCAGAGUUGUUCCCUUUUGGCACAGCUCCAGUAGUUUUUGAUAGCUUCUUUGCUGUCUGGUAUGACCAGAUACUCCUGGCUCAUCUUGUGCAUUUCCCGCCUCAAACCUGGAAUCAGCCAUUUCUCCAAGCAGCCCUGAUUUCUUUUAGGGAAAAAUGGUAUUUCAAGACCAUCGUCUGGAUGCUAGGGAUGCUUACUGCUACUAGAUUGUUUCUUGUUUCUAGGCAUAAAAUUAAAAUACAUAACAAUAAAAAUACUAAAGACAGAAGAGGGAUAAUUAGAGUUAAAUUUUUCUAAGGUCCUAGUGUCGUCAGGAAGUGGUAAAAGCACCACAGGGUAUUCACCUAAUCUCUUCUAUCCCAACAUCUGUAGCCCCUUUUCCCACAGAAAGUAUUCUGGUUCUCAGAGUUACCUAGGAAAAUAAAAUUAAGAAAUCACUUUGUAACAUUUGUUUUAUUCCACAUCUCUCUCUCCAUUUUUCUCUCUUUUCCUCUCUCUCCCUCUCUGUCUGUCUCUCUCUCUAUCUCUCCCCAACACACAC
Globicephala melas (long-finned pilot whale) is the source of this 7480-nucleotide messenger RNA. RefSeq names its product kelch like family member 23 (gene KLHL23). NCBI's taxonomy places the organism in Eukaryota, Metazoa, Chordata, Mammalia, Artiodactyla, Delphinidae. The record is from RefSeq and is a predicted model, not a curated record. Gene Ontology annotation, molecular function: protein binding.